AUGAACCUACCAACAGACCUUCUGCAAAUGUUUUCGUAUCUGCACGGCUAUAUGAGACUUGCUGCAGGCAAGACGUCACUCUGGCGUCUUUGGGGUAAGCUCAUAUCGAGAUUCUACGGCGAUGACGAAGCGGGUAAACAUCUCUGCCCCGACAUGUGCUUCAUGUCAUACCGCGUCGGCCAGCUUAUCGCAGCCCCUGGCUUCGUGCUGCUUCCGCGGCUGCUACGAGAAUAA
This is a messenger RNA of Diaporthe amygdali, 234 nucleotides long. RefSeq lists its product as uncharacterized. The transcript has a single exon. The record is from RefSeq and is a predicted model, not a curated record. NCBI's taxonomy places the organism in Eukaryota, Fungi, Ascomycota, Sordariomycetes, Diaporthales, Diaporthaceae. Bases 1 to 234 code for a protein of 77 amino acids.